Messenger RNA from Ictalurus furcatus (blue catfish), 2191 nucleotides. Its product is annotated as protein FAM124A. The transcript is spliced from 4 exons. Bases 52 to 1566 code for a protein of 504 amino acids. Lineage: Eukaryota; Metazoa; Chordata; Actinopteri; Siluriformes; Ictaluridae. The record is from RefSeq and is a predicted model, not a curated record.
AACCAGGUGAACUGUGCGCCAUAAAGGACAUAAACGUCAUCUUCAUCUGAGAUGGAGAAGAACUCGAGUGAGAUUGAGCGCGCGGAUCCGGGAGCGGAGACCGCUGGAGACUCCAGUCCAGUGUCCAGUCCACUUACAAGCAACCUCCUGCAAGACCCCUUCCUCGUUUCUGUUCACAUCAUAACAGAUCCAGGUGAGGCAAAAACACUCCAAAGUGCUGCAGACCAACUCCUCUCCCUCCUCCACCCACAACUGACCCUCUUCAGAGUGUCAGAGCGAGCAGAAAGGCCCCAACCAAGGCCACAGUGCCUAACGGACCUCCACCUAUCUCUUUGUCCAUACCUAUCUGUCAUCCUCUUCCUGCAAGAAGAUUAUGGAAGGGAAGAGAGCCAUGAGCAGCAGCUGAGACGCCCUCCAUGGCGUUACCACCACACAGAGUACGUAAAAGACUUAGCAUUUUCCCCAGCAAUGCAGGAUUUCUUCAUACUAGCCCCUGGCACACCACUCUGGGCCCUGCGGCAGGUACAUUAUGGAAAGGAGGUUGUACGAUUCACUAUAUAUUGCCGAUAUGAGACCUACAGUGAUCAGGUGCGUCUCUACAGACUGCUUCUGCGUCGCCCUCUAGCACAGAGAAACCAGAUUUAUAGCUUCUGCGUGGUCUACUCUAACCACCACAUGGAGAUUCAACUAUCAUUUAAGCGGUUACCAAAAGGACAGGAUCCUACCCCCACUGAAUGCACCCUUAUGGAGAUACGUGUGAGAAAUAUGGCUGAACUCAUAGCGCUUCUGCCCCAUCCCUGUAGACCAAUCAGUGACAUACGUUGGCAAACCAAGGAUUACGAUGGGAAUAAGAUAUUACUGCAGGUACAGGGCUCAUCAGAAAGGUCAAGGGACACCAUUCCCUCCUCUCCAUCUUCAGAGACUCCCUCUUUUCCACUAUCAAACAGUUAUGGCCCUGGUGCCUACAAGAAGUGUCGCUGCCCAAGCACCUCCUGCUCCCACACUCAGAAUCUGCUCAUGCAGUCUUCUCCUACUCCCCUACCACUGCAAUGUAAGCAGGAGGACAUAGAGAGUGUUCAGUGUAGCCAGGAAAUUAUGUCUGCUGGAUGGACAGAUUUCCACACUCGCUCCCUAAUCUCAAUGGCAACAAAAGCAUUUCAUUCAGUAAGCACCUAUCCUUCCACUUCCCAUCCGUUCAGUUCCUUCUCUCUUACAAUGCCGAGGUUCCGGAUAAAUGUAGACACAUUAGUCGGAGCUGAAGAGACAGAUGUAGACACGGGACAAGCAGUAAUCAGCAGAUCUGUAGAUCUUUCUGUGGUCUCAGCUUACUUGCUCCCACACACACAAAUUAUUUCAAGAGCUAGAGUCCCACAGCCUCUAUCUGAGCCUCCGCAGUUAUUCAGCAAGGCAUCAUCUCUAAAACACUCAAAUAAAACAGCAUCGCUUCCAAAAUGUGUGUGUGCACUUCAGGCCAGUUCAAAAUGGAGUAGAGGUGAGCAUCAGAGUAAUGGCUUAGAAAUAACUACAGACUGCAAAGAAGAGGACAAACAGGAGUUCUUCAUCUGAUGCACAAACACUGGAUAAUGAAACCUUCAUUCAUCUUCAAUAACCGCUUUAUUCUGUUCAGGGUACAGCAGUCAUUUAAUGACUUUCUAAUCAAGUAAACUCCAACCCAAAUGCUAGUUGAAAAGAAAAUAAUUACACUUGCAAGUAGCCAAAGUAAAUUGAGUCGGAUUUUAAAAUUUAAAAAUCUUUUUGAAACUUAUUAAACUGCAAUAAACAGGAUAGCAGCUGACUACUGCCUGAAAGUGAAAAGACUGAUGACGCUGGAUUCAUUUCCACCCUAAUCCAUCAGAGACGUGAUAUUGUGAAUCCUGUAGACUGAUCAUCUAGAGCGGGUAUGGAAUUAAGGUUGACCUGCAUGGGUCAAGUGAUCACUGAUCUACACUAAUUUAUUUCAUUGAAAGACGACGAAAAUGUUUUGUAAAUAUAUGUCUUUGCUUCAUACAUGCAGAAUAUUGCACAAAUAUUCACAGAUGUUAUUUAACCCUCUAAUGUUGCAGCUGUCACUGGCAAUAAAAAGAUGCAUGUUAUAAUUAUUUUUCAUUUGUAGCAAGGGACAAGCCGAAAAAUUGGUCAGAAGUGUUUGUUCUAAACUGUAACUUGCUAACAUAUCUGUAUUUGUACACAG